Molecule: messenger RNA, 1678 nt
Organism: Chara braunii
Lineage: Eukaryota; Viridiplantae; Streptophyta; Charophyceae; Charales; Characeae
Source: the annotation of a GenBank genome assembly
UUAACUUCUACUGUUUACCAGAGAAAGCUAUAGUGUAGUGUAUGGCCAUGCUCGUACCAGCUCGUCUCGGCCAGACCUGGAGGUAGCUGACCGAAAUUUUACGUCCUGUGCGCAGUCAGUCGAAGGAGUCCUGGUGCGAGUACGCCCUAAAUCACGAGUCGCUUCGACUGGGCUCGUGUGAGGGCGGGAUUGAUCGGCGUAGGAGAGCAGUGGGAGGGUGGAGGCAGGCAGCGGCGUAACUGAAGAGACGGGGAGGACGAUCUCGAUUAUCUGAUCGAUUUAGCAAUUGACUGACAAGCGUAAGCGAUUCUCGGUUGAGUGAUUAAAAAAACCAGAUCGGCUGUUUUGGUAAUUCGGGAGUCUUUUCUCUUCGUUUCGCUGCGCUGUCGAGGCGACGACGGAGUGAUUGGGCGCGGUACAGAGAAGAAGAGUGAUUACUUGAGGUGGUGGUUCGUCGAGGGAUUGGGAGGUUGUAGAGGAGGAAAGUGCAUGGGCGAGUGCUUGACUUGAUUGCUUGAGUGCAUUGGGCAGUGAGGGCUUGCGUGCAUUGGGCAGUGAGGGCUUGCGUGCAUUGGGCGUGAAAUUGGGCAGAGUGAGGGAAAGGAGGAGGAGUAGGAGGUGACGGGAGGGAGGGAGAAGUUGAGAGGAGAGGGAAAGAGGAGAAGUGACAGGAGUUUGAAUUCCACAAGCUACUCGCAAUGUCGGAUAUGGCGGACCUGGACGAGAUCGCAGAGGAUAUCUCCUUCCAAGCCUUUGACGAUGACUGCCGAUUAUUGGGGUCAUUGCUAGAUGAAUGUCUCAGGUCGGAGGUCGGUGAAGAGUUCAUGGCCAAAGUCGACCGUAUACGUGUCCUAGCGCAGGAAAAGGUAUCUCCCUCGUGGCAGGAAGGUGCACAGUGGAAAGGUGCACGUGGAUGUUGGCUUGUUGCCAAAGCGUCGCUGGGAGAUGAUGUCGCCGACCUCCUGAAAACCAUCCAUGGRAGGAGGGUCCUGUGUACGUCUCCCGGGAAAAUCGUCAUGCUCCGCAGGCGUGUAGAGAGCCAAUUUGGAGCAAUGAAAGACUGGGUAGACGGGCAAGUGGCUAGGCACCCGAAUCGUGAAGGAAGGCCCUUCGGGUGCGUCCCCAGCGGGCUCUAUGAUCGGCCAAGGUCCCAUCCAUUCCGGAAGGAGCUUGCGAGAGAUGUCUUGUUUAAGGCCGAAUUCCGCGGCGGAAACCCAGACGAGGUCCCCGGCGCGGAAUGGACAAGGGAGACGCUGGCGAUUGGCCUGCUGGCUCAUGCACUGCUGUGUCUUAGCCAUCUGGUCGCGUGCCUUGACAAGAAGCUCUUGCAUUCGACGCAAGAAAAGAAGACGGUUGUCGCUCUCGGUUGUGCGUGGAGUGAUAGUGUCCAACGGGGACGUGACCGGCGAGCCGUGCUUGAACUCGAAGGGCGAUAUCCCAAUAGCCGGGUGGAUGGAAGAGUUGUAGGCCAACUCGUUAUUCGGCAGUCGCUCAACCCAGUCUUUCUGGUCGGGGCGGAUGAGAGUGCGAAGGAGAACCUGUGCGGUCUGAUGCGCCCUCUCCGUCUGGCCAUCGGUCUGAGGGUGGCGAGCUGAACUGGGCUUGAGAGAUGAGCCUCAUCGUUUGAUGAGCGCCAACCAAAAAUCGGACAUGAACAGAGUGUCGUGGUCGCAGACGA